This is a messenger RNA of Neltuma alba, 544 nucleotides long. RefSeq names its product cytochrome c oxidase subunit 6a, mitochondrial. The transcript is spliced from 4 exons. The record is from RefSeq and is a predicted model, not a curated record. NCBI's taxonomy places the organism in Eukaryota, Viridiplantae, Streptophyta, Magnoliopsida, Fabales, Fabaceae. Gene Ontology annotation, molecular function: enzyme regulator activity. Bases 40 to 357 code for a protein of 105 amino acids. Gene Ontology annotation, biological process: mitochondrial electron transport, cytochrome c to oxygen. Gene Ontology annotation, cellular component: mitochondrial inner membrane.
AUGACUUUUGUCACACACUGAGAGAACGAGUAGGAAGAAAUGGCGAUGGCCAUGGUGCGAUCCAGUCUUCUUCGGGCUGCGGUGCGCGGAAGACCUCGUAGCGCGGCUCCUCCCCGGCGAAACUUCGCUUCAUCUAGUCAUCACGAUGAUGAAUAUGAGACAGCCAAGUGGGAGAAGAUUACCUAUCUAGGCAUUGCUACAUGCACUGCUUUAGCCGUUUAUCACCUAUCAAAGGGUCACCCUCACCAUGAAGAGCCCCCUCCAUACCCAUAUCUGCACAUCCGCAAUAAGGAAUUUCCAUGGGGUCCAGAUGGCCUUUUCGAAAAAAAAGCAUCACUAGGAACAUCUGGUGGUUAAGUCGGAGUUAUCGCGUGACUGUUGUUUGGCUUAUUUCUUGCCCCAUGUCGAAGUUUGAUAGAACAUUUUCAUAUUGUUGCAUAAAUUGUAAUGUGGAACUUGCAAGUGGCAAGACAGUCUUAUUAGGUCGUGUUUCAUACCCUUACUUGGAUUUAAAAUAAUUGAAUACUUGGUUCUGCUUUGUCCA